AUGGUUUUUAUGACGGUGAUGCCAACUAUGCUAGAGCCUUUUAUCACGUUAUCAGCGAAUACUUUCAUUUCGAUAUUUGCACAUUUGCAAGUGAUUUCUGUCAGUGUUUUCUCGGUAGUCUCUUUUGUUAUCCAAGGACGUUCGGAAAAAAAAAUAUUUGAUAUAAUUAACGGAUUUAUUAAAUUAUACAAAAGAAUUUCGUCGCAGACUGGUGCAAAACAAAUACUAGGACGAGCAUUUACACUGUUUAUCGUAUUGAAACUAUUGCUCAGCUUCUUGGGUCUAAUCUACGAGAUUGCCUUACUUUUGGAAGGGGGAAUGGGCGUGGAUUUCAUGUUAGGCGUUUACCUUUGGCUAGCUCUAAUAUAUGUACUGGAUUGUUGCUUUGUGGGAUUUCUGGUCAUCAAACAAAUGUAUAUUGAAUUGGCUGCGCAUCUGAUGCGAAUGCUGGAUACGAUGAGCGUCAUUGAAUCGGAACAGCCGCCUAAACCACUGAGCAAACACCAAGCCAUGAAAUUGUUAUGCGUGCAUGCUGAAAGUAUCGACGAGAGCAAUGCCAUAUACAAAAAGUUGUACGAGGUUACCAAAGAGUUUCUGCAUAUUUUUCGUUGGCAGAUCUUUUAUUAUAUUUACUACAACUUCGUGAUUACACUGAUGCUGAUGCUCCGGUUUAUAUGGCGAUAUUUGGAUACGGGAUAUUUCGACUUGCUUUCGUUCUUCGCUUCUAUUUUCAAGUUCUGCAAUUUGACUCUCUUAAUUUUAUGUGCUCACGGCGUAGUGGAGAAGUCUCAAUUGCCCGAAAUAAUCGAUCUGGAUUUAGUGUGUUCUGAUAUCGAUGCCCGUUGGGAUGUGAGCGUCGAGACGUUCAUUUGCCAACGCAAAGUGGAAAAUCUAGAAAUUAGUGUUUUGGGACUCUUUCACCUCAACAAUGGGUUCAUCCUAGUCAUUAUCUCGGCCAUUAUGGCUUACCUCUUCAUCUUAAUUCAGUUUGGUUUGACAAAGAACUCAUAAAAAGCUGCGCAUGCGUAGCCGCAACACAUUGAAUUACAGC
Messenger RNA from Anastrepha obliqua, 1051 nucleotides. It is a transcript of the gene Gr93a, whose product is annotated as gustatory receptor for bitter taste 93a. Lineage: Eukaryota; Metazoa; Arthropoda; Insecta; Diptera; Tephritidae. Gene Ontology annotation, biological process: sensory perception of taste. Bases 1 to 1011 code for a protein of 336 amino acids. The record is from RefSeq and is a predicted model, not a curated record. The transcript is spliced from 3 exons. Gene Ontology annotation, cellular component: membrane; dendrite; axon.